Dacryopinax primogenitus is the source of this 732-nucleotide messenger RNA. RefSeq lists its product as uncharacterized. The coding region runs from base 77 to 577 and encodes 166 amino acids. NCBI's taxonomy places the organism in Eukaryota, Fungi, Basidiomycota, Dacrymycetes, Dacrymycetales, Dacrymycetaceae. Gene Ontology annotation, cellular component: endoplasmic reticulum. The record is from RefSeq and is a predicted model, not a curated record. The transcript has 5 exons.
CAUCUCACUUAUCAAACGUCCGCUGGACCUAGUAUACUUUACGUUCUUCCUGAUCCACAUCCCAGCAACGAUAUGCAUGGACCUACAGUCGUUCUAUCCGCCCCAGUUCGUCCCACAAAUGCUGAAAGACUUCCACGCAUGGUAUCUCGCUACGACCAACGAUCCUGUCGUCUCUGGCGCAGCGGGACUCGUUGGGAAACCGGGCGAAUUCGCUUGGAUCAAGUCGUUCUUCCUCCUUGAAGGGCUGUUCCAGCUCCCGACGUUCUUUGUCGCGUUGUAUGGUCUAUGGAUAGGCUCGGCGCGCAUCAACCUCCUCAUCCUCAUCUACGCCGCAUCGACCACGACCACCGUCCUCGCAUGCGUAUCGACCGUACUCGAGCUUCCCACCACAAGCGAGCUGACGAUCAAGGCGGGGCUGAUGUCGCUCACCGAUGUGCAACGGUAUAUGCUGCUUGCGAGCUAUGUGCCGUUUAUGCUCGUUCCCGCCGUCAUGAUGGUGGAUAUGGGACUGCGCACGCUCAGGUUGGUCGAGACCGCAACGAAGCUGACUAAGAAGAGCGAUCCAAAGAGCUCCUGAAGGUCAUGAAGAGUGCCGAUUCUGAUGUACAUAAUAAGUUUGCCCGCAGAUAUCUCAUGAAAGGUGUUCAAGAGUGAACGUUCCGAGAUAAUGCACCUGCUGCAGAGGUGGAGGAGCGAUGUUCAGUCGAUUUGUUUGUGUAUCUAGCCUGCGUG